This is a messenger RNA of Panicum virgatum (switchgrass), 1072 nucleotides long. Its product is annotated as probable glutathione S-transferase GSTU6. Gene Ontology annotation, cellular component: cytoplasm. Lineage: Eukaryota; Viridiplantae; Streptophyta; Magnoliopsida; Poales; Poaceae. Gene Ontology annotation, molecular function: glutathione transferase activity. The coding region runs from base 103 to 813 and encodes 236 amino acids. Gene Ontology annotation, biological process: glutathione metabolic process. The record is from RefSeq and is a predicted model, not a curated record. The transcript has 2 exons.
ACUCUAUAUAGACCGGACGGCCGGGCACUUCGCCUCCAAGGGUCACCAAGAAUAACCCAACCAAAACAUAGGAUUUAGCGGAGGACGAUCGAGGCACCAGCAAUGGCCGGAGGCGAAGACCUGAAGCUGCUCGGCAUGUGGGCGAGCCCGUACGUGCUGCGGGUGAAGCUCGCGCUCAGCCUGAAGGGCCUGAGCUACGAGUACGUCGAGGAGGACCUCGUCAACAAGAGUGAGCUCCUGCUCUGCUCCAACCCCGUGCACAAGGCGGUGCCCGUGCUCAUCCACGGCGGGAAGCCCGUCUGCGAGUCGUCGGUGAUCCUGCAGUACAUCGACGAGGCCUUCGCCGGCGGCGGCCCGUCCCUCCUCCCCACCGACCCCUACGACCGCGCCGUCGCUCGCUUCUGGGCUGCCUACAUCGACGACAAGAUGCUGGCCUCCCGGAAGGCGUCGAGAGGCAAGACGGAGGAGAGGGCCGAGGGAAUGAAGCAGUCUCUCGUCAUGAUGGAGACCCUGGAGGGAGCCCUGAGGGAUUGCGGCAAGGGCAAGCCCUUCUUCGGCGGCGACAGCGCCGGGUAUGUCGACGUCGUGCUCGGCGGCCUGCUCGGAUGGGUGCGGGCACACGUGGACCUCGAGGGCGUCAACUUCUUCGACCCCGAUCGGACUCCGCUCCUGGCUGCGUGGGCGGAGCGCUUCUGGUCGCUGGAAGCCGUCGAGCCGGUUAUGCCUGACGUGAGCAGGCUGGUCGAGUUCGGCAAGAUGCUGCAGGCCCGUCAGGCGGCGGCGGCGGCCGCUGGCGGUGGAGCCGGCAACUGAAGGGACGUUGAUCUUGAGCUCCGCCCUCUUGGUUUCGGCUUCUGUUCGAUUCGAAAAUAAGGCAGUGUUGCCGUGUUGGUCAGUUUCUAUGGACUAUGGAGGCCUUUGUGUGCAAUGAGUGUUGCCGUGGAUGUCUCGUGAGUAGUUAGAAAGUUUUUUUUUGUGUGUAACAUUUGUAUCUUAGUUGUCACGUUGCGGUGUGAAGUGUUUUUUGUGUGUCUCUUUUAAUUUCAGAAAAAGUCCGAAUUAAACCCUCAAA